Messenger RNA from Psilocybe cubensis, 339 nucleotides. RefSeq lists its product as uncharacterized. The transcript has 3 exons. NCBI's taxonomy places the organism in Eukaryota, Fungi, Basidiomycota, Agaricomycetes, Agaricales, Agrocybaceae. The coding region runs from base 1 to 339 and encodes 112 amino acids. The record is from RefSeq and is a predicted model, not a curated record.
AUGCUGGCUCUCAUGGCUCUCAGCUCCGUCGCCGCCCUCCUCUUCGUCUACAUAUUCAUGCCAGCGCUUUGGAUGUCCAUCAUGUCCGUCGACGAGUCUCUCGAUGCCCAUGAGUCAGGUCUUGCCCUCGUUGCCUCUCGCAAUCCUUUCCGCGAGACAGGGCCCCCUGCUAAUAUGGCGAAGCUUAUCUUGCUACGACACAAAAUACAAACAAGUAAUAGGAAGCGUCGCAGCUCCUCACGCCAGCCCUCACGAACCUACACUAUUCCUACCUCCAGAGCAUCGAAACCCGUCUGGAUACGCUUCGGGAAACCAUUUGGAGGCAAACAGUAUCAUUGA